This is a messenger RNA of Aspergillus steynii IBT 23096, 1590 nucleotides long. Its product is annotated as C2HC5-type zinc finger protein. Gene Ontology annotation, biological process: regulation of DNA-templated transcription. Gene Ontology annotation, molecular function: zinc ion binding. Gene Ontology annotation, cellular component: nucleus. The transcript has a single exon. NCBI's taxonomy places the organism in Eukaryota, Fungi, Ascomycota, Eurotiomycetes, Eurotiales, Aspergillaceae. The coding region runs from base 1 to 1590 and encodes 529 amino acids. The record is from RefSeq and is a predicted model, not a curated record.
AUGGCCGACUCAUCCCUCCUAACAUGGGGAGUUCCCCGUCUCUCCCAAAUCCUGCCUCUAGACGAAGAAUCCCUCAAACAGAUCCUCUCCUACGCCGCCAGCCUCUCCAAGGAUGAAGGCGCGGAGCAUCUCAAAAACCUCCUCGGCGACUCCCCCGCCGCAUUCGAAUUCAUCUCAUCCUUCAGCGCCCGAAAAGAGCCCCCUUCUUCUCAACGAGCCCGCAAUGCAGACUCCGGACCCCCAUCGCGAACCUCCAGUCCAGCAGGAACCGCAACCCCCGGUAAGAAAGGCAAAAAGUCCAAACCACCGCUCCACAGCGCCGGACCUGUCCGACAGGUUGAGAACUUCGGGAAUGUCGCAGGGGGGUAUCGCAAGGCGGACCAGGAAGAAGAUUACAUGGCCGCGUUUUCGGGAGGUCGCGCACAAGGGAAAGAUACCAAGGGUGCGGAGGUGCGGCCGAGCGCACAGUUCCUAGGGCCGUCGUCGCGCGAGGACUCCUCGGCUUCUUCGUCGCGGGCGCCUUCCCCUGCGCCGAAGUCCGGAGCUGCGAGCAGUAGUAAAGCCCCGCCGUCGGCGUCGGGGCCCGUGAUCUCAGAUUAUCUACCGAAUGUGAAAUCGAAGGCUGCGAAGACGUCCUCGGCAUCAUCGUCACGACAAGGUGGAGGGGGCUCGUCGAAGGGGGCUCUCACUACGAGUAAUAUCUCGGAUUUAACGGCUGCGAUCGCGGCGCUGGAGGUAUCUACGAACCCGACGCUUGGCGGGGAGAGCCAGAAAUGCAAUUGCAACGCCUCGUUACAUCCACUCUUCGAUCCGGCCCCAAACUGUCUAAAUUGCGGGAAGAUUAUCUGCUCGUUGGAGGGUCUACAGCCUUGUUCGUUCUGCGGGACGCCGUUGCUAUCAAGUGAGGAGAUCCAAGGCAUGAUUCGGGAGCUGCGAGCAGAGCGAGGACAGGAGAAGAUGCGUGCUCAUAACGAGGGCGUCCACCGCGAAGGAGGACCCGGGCCGGGGAACGCAGGAUCCAACAAACUAGAUGCAGCCAAGGCGCAUCGUGACAGACUGCUUCAAUUCCAAGCGCAGAACGCCAAACGGACCAAGGUUGUCGACGAGGCGGCAGACUUUGAGACACCCAAUGUCGCGUCCACAUUGUGGAUGAGUCCUGCGCAGCGAGCCCUGGCGUUGAAGAAGCAGCAACGCGUGCUUCGUGAGAUGGAGGAACGGGCCCGUCCGGAAUGGGAGAAGAAGCAGACUGUCAUGAGCUUGGAUAUCAAGGGCGGGAAACUCACUCGGGUGUAUCAGUCGGCUGGACCGGCUGAGUCGAGCCCGUCUGCGGAGGAACAGGCCGAGCAGGCGCUCGUGGAGGAAGCUCUCAGUCAUGGUACGGGGAGAACGGGUAGUGGAGAAGCAUUUAGUCACAACCCUCUACUUGCAGCUGGAGGGCUGGUACGGCCAGUCUGGAAGGGGGCAGAUGGGAAGCAGGUGGAGAGCACAGCACGCAAGGAUCGAAAACAAACGUGGCGACGGGUUCAGGACGACAAUGAUGACAACGAACAGUGGAUCCUGGACGGCGGGGCACAUGGAUAUACGGGAUGA